GGGAAAGUUCCGUAAAAUAAAAAAGUAAUAUAUAUAUAUAUAUAUAUAUAUAUAACGGGAAAGCUAGAAACAAGACGAAAUGCCUCAAGUCUGAAAGAUAUAAUCAAAGAUUCUAGAUUUCUCCAUAUCUUAGCGUUUUACUUCUUCAAAAGUUGUCUCAAGACUUGAAAAAAAAGAAGUAUAUGCUCAACUUUUUUUUGUCAGCAGAAUAUGCUCAACUAAAUAUCUUUUUGUUUAACUUUAUCUCAACUAAGUCUCUUUAACGUUAAUCUAUACUCGAAUAUAACCAAAAAUAUCGCAUUGUUGUUGUAAAAAUGUACAUUGUACUACACACCAAUCUCCAACCAAAAAAAACAAAACCCUUAUAAUUACCCCACACGCACACACACAAUAAGUAAACCCUCACAUCUCAAGUUAAGAAUAUCUCUAAACAAUAUGAACGGCAUGAGUAGAUCUUCUACGGCGGCUCCCGCACCUUCACCGUCGGCCUUAUUCCAACAUCGCCGCCGUCAUCACGGUGGCAUGAUGCACAUGACGUUCUUUUGGGGGAAAAAUACAGAGGUUCUAUUCGAUGGCUGGCCAGGGACUAGCCUGAAAAUGUAUUGGGUCUGCCUUGCCACCGUUUUCGUCUUUUCCGCAUUGUCGGAGUGGUUGUCUCGAUGCGGGAUCAUGAAAGCCGGUCCGGCUAGCUUAGGCGGCGGGCUAGCCCAGACCGUGAUUUACACUGUGAGGGCUGGUUUGUCUUAUCUGAUCAUGUUGGCUGUGAUGUCCUUCAAUGGAGGAGUCUUCUUGGCUGCAAUGGCCGGGUUUGGAGUAGGGUUUUUGAUUUUUGGAAGUAGGUCUUUUAAGGACACUGGCAUUAAUAACAAUCACACCGAGGUUCAAUCACAUUGUUGAUUCUUAUUUGUUUUCAUAUCAACUCUGCUGUUUGUGGGCUUUAUCAUUUUAUUUUUGUUUCCCGUUGAAAUAACUAUAACAAUGAAAAUAAAAUCUUUCAAGAUUUUUAGAUUAAGC
Messenger RNA from Brassica napus (rape), 1014 nucleotides. Its product is annotated as copper transporter 3-like. Lineage: Eukaryota; Viridiplantae; Streptophyta; Magnoliopsida; Brassicales; Brassicaceae. The record is from RefSeq and is a predicted model, not a curated record. Gene Ontology annotation, molecular function: copper ion transmembrane transporter activity. Gene Ontology annotation, cellular component: plasma membrane. The transcript has a single exon. Gene Ontology annotation, biological process: copper ion transmembrane transport; intracellular copper ion homeostasis. Bases 436 to 897 code for a protein of 153 amino acids.